GUAAAGCCCUUCAUGUUGCUCUCUACUCUGGAGAUGUGCAUAAAUCUAUUUUAGAAAUAUCUUCAGAUACAUUUAAUAUAAAAAAGAAAAUGGAUCUUCCCAUGUCAGCAAUGGAUUGUAUAAUGACUGAGAUACAUAAAGAUUUGGGUCGUGGAGGUAACAGUAAUGUAUAUAAACUUUGUUUUGCAUAUAUUUAUAUUACUUAUAUAUUUAUAAAUUAUUCUUGUAUUUUUUGCUAGGUAUUGAACCUAAUGCCUCAAAAAUUAUUAAGGACAAUUCUUCCCAGUUAAAUCAAUUUUAUAAAAACGUUUUAUGCAGCUUUCAACAAACACACAACAAUGGAAACUGCAAGGUUGUUGAUACAAUUCAAAAAGAUGUUGUAUUUUUUCCUGAACCGUGGGAACUAAUAAAAAAGAUUUGUGUACACAGAAAACUUAACCCCUACAAUUGUUUAAUAAGAGUUGGUAUUGAUGGAGGUCAAGGUUCACUGAAAGUCAUAAUGAACAUCUUUAACCCAGAAGAGCUACAAUCAGAGAAAAGAAACAUGAAAAAUACAGGGGUCAAUACAGUUCUUAUUUUGGGUCUUGUACGUGGAGUACAAGAAAGUAAUUAUAAUUUGGAGAAGCUUAUUAAGUUACUUAAGCUAAAUGAGCUAAAAUACACAGUAGCAGCUGACCUGAAGCUUAUUUAUUGUUUACUGGGCAUUUCUGCACACGGGGGAAAGUAUGCUUGCUGUUACUGUGAAGGUGAAAAAGACUGCAAAAAUGGAAAGUUGAGGACUUUUCAAAGUUUGACCAAUUGGUAUCAGAAAUUUAUUGAGGAUGGGGAACUUAAUAAGGAUAUGAAAAACUAUAAAAAUGUUGUUCGACCAUGCCUAAUUGAGGAAUCUGGAGAAACUCUUGUUAUUGAUAUAGUUCCUCCUCCUGAAUUACAUUUGUUUGAACAUAUUGUUAUGCAAAUAACAGAUGUUUUGAUAGCUGAGGAGUCAAUUAAAAAAUUCCUAAUUGGUAAAACUGUAACUAGGCACGGUUACAAUGGAGGAGGAUUUGAUGGACCUAACUGUCAAAAAGUACUUUCUUGUUUGGAUGAACUCAUAACUAUAGCUCCACUCCUGAUGAGACCCUGUAUUGAGACUUUAAGGAAAUUCAAAAUCGUGACAGAAGGAUGUUUUGGAAUGAAGCUUUCUCUUGAGUUCAGCAGAGAUAUUCAGGAAUUUGUCUCAGAAAUGUGCAACUUGCAUAAGUAUCUGAUAGAAUACACAACACACAAGAUCUGUCUAGGUUGGAAAUUUCACAUCAUACAGUCACACCUCGUCAUGUUUCUUGAAAGAAAAAACAAACCCUUGGAAAUUUUCAGUGAGCUGUGAAGCUGUGCACAAAAAUAUUAACAAGACAAUGAAAAGAUUUGCAGCUUCAGAGCUGAGCAAAUGCCUUGGAGAAAAGCUUCAUAAAACGACCGUAACCUACUCUAGUAUGAGAAUGUGAAUAAUUUAAUAUAUAGUACUAAAUAUUGCAUUAUUGUAAA
This is a messenger RNA of Hydra vulgaris (swiftwater hydra), 1524 nucleotides long. Lineage: Eukaryota; Metazoa; Cnidaria; Hydrozoa; Anthoathecata; Hydridae. The record is from RefSeq and is a predicted model, not a curated record.